AUGUCCGAGGUUGAGAAGAAGGAAGAGACUACGCCGAAGGUGGAGACUGAAGUCGCUAAAGACCCAGAGUCUGAGGAGCCACAGGCGUACUUUGAACCCGUGGUGAAGCUUGAUGAGGUGGAGGUGACCACCGGUGAGGAGGAAGAAGAAGUUAUAUACAAACAACGCGCUAAGGCGUUUUGCUACCGCGAAUCGCUUCUCGACAAGGGAACAGGGAAAAAGACAUGGUGCGAACGUGGCGUCGGUGAUGUGCGCUUCUUAAAACACAAGGAGCACCAGAAGGUGCGCAUGCUAAUGCGUCAGGAGAAAACGCACAAAAUUUUGGUGAAUCACUUGGUGGAGUCUCGCACAGAAUUGACACCGAACAUGGGCAGCGACCGCGCUUGGGUCUUUAGUUGCUAUGAUUUUGCUGAGGGAGUUGUGGAAGCACAAGUCUUUGCCCUGCGCUUCGGCAACGCCGAGAAUGCUCAAAAGUUUAAGGAGGCGCACGAUGCUGCUAAGGCAAAUAACAAAAAGCUUGAGGAGGGUGCUGAUGCCUCCGACACUUCCGCUGGAGAUGACGCUGCAAAAGCGCUUGAAACGCUAGACGUCAAGAAGGAGGAAUAA
Messenger RNA from Plasmopara halstedii, 606 nucleotides. RefSeq names its product ran-specific gtpase-activating. The record is from RefSeq and is a predicted model, not a curated record. Bases 1 to 606 code for a protein of 201 amino acids. Gene Ontology annotation, biological process: nucleocytoplasmic transport. Gene Ontology annotation, molecular function: GTPase activator activity. The transcript has 2 exons. Lineage: Eukaryota; Oomycota; Peronosporomycetes; Peronosporales; Peronosporaceae. Gene Ontology annotation, cellular component: nuclear pore; cytoplasm.